Molecule: messenger RNA, 2919 nt
Organism: Ostertagia ostertagi
Lineage: Eukaryota; Metazoa; Nematoda; Chromadorea; Rhabditida; Trichostrongylidae
Source: the annotation of a GenBank genome assembly
AUGAACGUGAGUCACUUUCGCGUGCCCCAAAGCAGCGCAGGGCUCGGCAGCGAAUCGAAAGCAACCAGUCAAACGAUACGCGGUAUGAAUCAACAACCGCAACAAAAAAACAACAACAACCACGCAAAGAUCGAAGUGCCGAGUGAAUCAAAUCGGCAGAGACCGACGUUGCGGAGGAAUCACAACACAAACCUCCACAUCGAAAGAAAUCAGAUCGAAGAAGAACCAACGGAAGAUGACGUCAUAACUAGCGAGGUUCAUAGUACGGAGAUCGAAAGCAGUCAACCACGGUCGGCAAAACUGAAAGCGAAAAAGGCUAUUCAGGAAAUCUCGAAAAGAAGAGAAGAAUCCACCACAUAUUUACUCCCUAUACUAUUCACGCACAUCAAUGCGUUGAUGGUCACCAUGAUUACUGCUAUAUUUCUAGCGCCAUCAGUGAAUGCCUUGCCGAACAUCUCAUGCCAAGGUAAUGCUCUUCGAGUAACCCCACCAAACGGCACUUUUCAGCUCUGUAUACGGUCAACUUGCAAAUAUUUCGCCAACGACUCGCCAAAUCUCACGUUCCAGCUGCCAGCAACAGCAAGAAAUGAAGUAAUAGCUGUAUCAAUGCGACAUUUUGAUGGCGACAAAUAUACAGAGUUGCAAGAGAACUGCGGUCUACCUAAUGUAUGUGACGUAUCACAAACCUUCAUGUCCAGACAUCUGGUUGGUAACCCUCAUUGUUGGCCAACAGGGGCGAUUAUAUCCGUAGGGAUGCUCCUUUACCUGAUCAUAUCUGCAAUCGCGCUCACCGUAAAAUUCAUGCUGUCGCGCGAAGGUUCCCCAUCUGGCACAGUGGACACGUCAUCUGACGCAGGCAAAGACAACAAAAGUUCGCAGCCUACAGCUGCCACUCGUAGGAGCGAUCAAAUGAUAAACAUCCACCUCCAGUCGUUCCGGCCGCUACCGCUUUCUCGCACUAGCGUCAGCACUGCGAUUGUGAUGAUUGUUUGCGCCGCACUACUGCAUGAAGUGGAAACAUGUCAACUUGGGUUUACCAGGCACAAUGCAGAGGUCACGUGUACAUCUCAAAACGCCUGCGCAAUCAAAUUUCGCCGAGAGAUUUUGUUUGACGAGAUUCACAAUAUGGCAUGCGUUGAUAUCUUACACGCAAAUAAAUCAGUAGGUGUCCUUCGCAUAGAAAAAUUGCCAUUGGAACUGGAAUGUGCAAAACGUACUCAGUUCUACACACGUGACACCGAGCACAGAGUAUACAGCGCUACUCGAUGUGCACGAAUGGGUUCUUGUAAGCAAGACGCAUGCUCUCUGAUCAAGCCCGAUAGCAUGAUCCAAGAAUUUGUGAAUGCCUCUCACUACCCUGGGUACACAGGUUGUGAGCCUUCAUGUGGAGGAUUUAUAUGCGGAUGCUUAUUACCGCUUCCGUCGUGUUCGUUUUAUCGAAUAGCCCACGUGCCCAAAACCAGCCAUAUCUACGAAAUUGCUACGUGCAUGGAAUGGAAGCCUCUGAUACGAGUUAAAGUUCAACUCAACCUUCAUGACAUGGCCGUUAACAAAAGGGUAACCCUCCGACCUUACGUUACCGAGAAAGUUGGUGAUACCUCAUUCACCGUGAUAUCCUUGUCGGCGCCGUCAAGCCCGCUAUUGAAAAGCAGAUUCGCAAUAUCUGAGCAUGAAGGCCUGAUUGUUCCAGAGGCUGAUACCAUGCCUGUCGAAUGUAAGACAUUGAAAGAGGCCAAUGACGAUUUCCACCGCUGUCAGAGCAAAGUGGUUUGCCAGUGUGACGCAGAUCCAGCUCCCGCACGGUGCUACUGUUCACACAGCACCAUCAGCUCUAUUAGGAGCGUUAUUUCGAACGUCCUUCCAGUGUCAAGCCCAUUCCUGGAAGUGGUGAAAAGGAAGACGUCAAUAAUCGCUUACUCUCGAAGAGGAGAAAUGACAUUGGUGAUAGAAUCAAAGUACAUGAAAGACAGCGCAGAGUACAUCAUCAAACAGGACUGUAACAUCACCUUGACAAAACUAACGGGGUGCUAUAACUGUCAAGAAGGCGCCAACCUAAUUGCCUUUUGCACAACAGCAACACACACAUGGAGUAUCAUUCAAUGCGAGACCCAUGUUUUCGCCAUCGAAUGUGACUCGUCUGGAAGAGAAAACACACUUCUUUUGGACUUCCAGCAAGCGAUUAUAAAGCAAAGCUGCUUCGCAGAAUGCAACAAUCGCACUGCCCAUAUGAUCCUGGAAGGUUCUCUCGAAUACCUUCCACACAUGAGUGAUGAAGACAUUUUCGUUUCUCACAUAACGACAUGGAAUACAACCAAAUGGUUUCGAGAUUGGCAAAUGAUUGACUUUGGCCCGAUGCUGAGGAUGAUAAAAAACCACUGGAAAGCAUCCCUAGUCACCAUUGGAGCAGUAGCUACGUUUUGUACGCCUCAUGAGAACGGCCGAUUCGCACUUUUCAUUUCUGCCCUUGACGCUGCAAAUAUGGAUGAAGUCGAUGUCGCCAUACACAUAGAGCCGCUACGAGACGCUCUCAAAGAGCUGAAGGAGCAGCUCACUAUGUUUGUGAUGUCAGUCGAUGCGAAGAUGGAAGCUUUGGUAGACCUAGUCAACCGUCACAACAACGUCGUCAACCAAAAACUGGAUUUGAUCAUGGAAAGGACAAAGCCGCACUCAAGUUGCGUUUUCUGUUCCAUUGAAGACAAUCGCGACAAUCACCCAACAGGACGCUGUUGUCGUUUCCCGGACGCGGUCUCUCGCGCAAUCCAAGUGACCAACUUGCGUUUGUGCAAUCGAUGCUUACAGCCAAAACACAAUGAAGAUUGCGGCAUUCUGUGUACUUUCUGCGGGAAAGAGCACAAUGUACUCAUCUGUCCUGGUAAAGCUUCCCUUGGAACGUCUUCAUAUAAAAGAAGAAAGUUCUGA